CUUGGUGAGCUCCUUUGUUUCUUCUACAGGGAAAUGGGGGAAAAUCAGACUUCCAUCACAGAGUUCCUCCUACUGGGAUUUCCACUCAGCCCACAGAUUCAGAUGCUCCUCUUUGGGCUCUUCUCCCUGUUCUAUAUCUUCACUCUGUUGGGGAACGGGGCCAUCCUGGGGCUCAUCUGGCUGGACUCCAGACUGCACACCCCCAUGUACUUCUUCCUGUCACACCUGGCCCUUGUCAACAUCGCCUACGCCUGCAACACGGUGCCGCAGAUGCUGGUGAACCUCCUGCUUCCAGCCAAGCCCAUCUCCUUUGCUGGCUGCAUGAUGCAGAUAUUUCUGUUUUUGAGUUUUGCACAUACAGAAUGUCUCUUCCUGGUGGUGAUGUCCUGUGAUCGGUACAUGGCCAUCUGCCACCCCCUCCGAUAUUCUGCCAUCAUGACCUGGAGAGUCUGCAUCACCCUAGCGGUAACUUCCUGGACCAUCGGAGUCCUUCUAUCCUUGAUUCAUCUAGUGUUACUUCUACCUUUACCCUUCUGUAGGCCCCAGAAAAUUAAUCACUUUUUCUGUGAAAUCAUGGCUGUUCUCAAAGUUGCCUGUGCAGAUACCCACAUCAAUGAGAUCAUGGUCUUGGUCGGAGCAAUUUCUGUGCUGGUGGGACCCUUGUCCUCAAUUUUAGUUUCAUAUAUGUGCAUCCUCUGUGCCAUCCUUCAGAUCCAAUCAGGGGAAGGUCAGAGGAAAGCCUUCUCUACCUGCUCCUCCCACCUCUGUGUGGUUGGACUCUUUUAUGGCACAGCCAUUAUCAUGUAUGUUGGACCCAGAUAUGGAAACCUCAAGGAGCAGAAGAAAUAUCUCCUGCUGUUUCACAGCCUCUUUAAUCCCAUGCUCAAUCCCCUUAUCUAUAGUCUUAGGAACUCAGAAGUGAAGAAUACUUUGAAGAGAGUGCUGGGAGUAGAAACAGCUUUAUGAAAAGAUUAUGUAUGGCAUUGUGAUUGACAGUUACUUAGGAAGUUACAUCUUUGAGAGGCUCCUAACCCAACUCUGUACUGAUGGGACCUGUGUUCUCAAUGGACAUGAGAAUUAUCUGAGACAUUUAUUUAAAAUGGAGUUAUUUCCUGCCCUACCUUUAAAUGACUGAUUUGGCAGAUGUGGGAUGAAUUCUAGAAAUUGAUCUCUUCAAAUCGUGGUGCAGCUAGUCCACCCCAGGACAAUACACCUUACAAUAUCUUCAUUAGCCUUUGGUCCAGUCCCAUAGCUCCUAUAAUCUUUUCCAAAACACUGGUCCCUUCAGAGGACUUUAAAAAUAAGUUCUGUGGUCAAACAGGUUGGAGACUCAUUUCACAACAGAUGCCUCCGUCUAGGAAUCACAAUUCAUAUUACAACAGUGAACGCUGUGAAAGUUUCUCUAGGAAAGAAUAAUUCUAUUCUAGUUUUUAGCCAGUGUUUUCUAAACUUACGUGAGCAAAUAAAAUUUCGUUUGUAACACUAACAGUCUCCUGGAACAGGAGAUCUGGAUAUUAAUUGACUCAUUGUGAAUACUUCCUGCAGCCACCUUCGAGGGCAGAAUGAUUUUUUUUUCCUUGCAAAGUGAGCCUCUAAAGAGAUGUAGAUCUGAGCAUUGUGCCUCGAUCAGUCUGUAAAAUUCUGGGCUCUGUUUGGAUAUAGACCAUAAGGGUCCCUGUCUCUACUGUUCAAUGGUGGAUCGUCUAAAGAAAAUAAAUCCAACCCUGUCCUUCAUCA
This is a messenger RNA of Sapajus apella (tufted capuchin), 1737 nucleotides long. RefSeq names its product olfactory receptor 2A7. Gene Ontology annotation, cellular component: membrane. Gene Ontology annotation, molecular function: G protein-coupled receptor activity; olfactory receptor activity. The transcript has a single exon. The record is from RefSeq and is a predicted model, not a curated record. Lineage: Eukaryota; Metazoa; Chordata; Mammalia; Primates; Cebidae. The coding region runs from base 34 to 966 and encodes 310 amino acids. Gene Ontology annotation, biological process: G protein-coupled receptor signaling pathway.